AUGUCGACCGACCCCAAGAUCCAGGAGCUUCUUACCAAGCCUCGCAAUGAGCUCACCGAGUACGAGAUCGCCCAGCUCGAGGAGCACGAGUUCAGCGCAGGUCCCCUCUCGAUCCUCCAGACCGCCGUGCGCAGCCACACUCAGGUGCUCAUCUCCAUCCGCAACAACCGCAAGCUUCUUGCGCGCGUCAAGGCCUUUGACAGACACUGCAACAUGGUUCUUGAGAACGUAAAGGAAAUGUGGACUGAGACGCCGCGUCUCGCCAAUGGCAAGAAGGGUCGCCCCGUCAACAAGGACCGCUUCAUCAGCAAAAUGUUCCUCCGCGGUGACAGUGUUAUUCUGGUUCUCCUGAGCUGA
Colletotrichum truncatum is the source of this 357-nucleotide messenger RNA. Its product is annotated as small nuclear ribonucleoprotein sm d2. Gene Ontology annotation, cellular component: catalytic step 2 spliceosome; U4/U6 x U5 tri-snRNP complex; U2 snRNP. Gene Ontology annotation, biological process: RNA splicing; spliceosomal snRNP assembly. Gene Ontology annotation, molecular function: RNA binding. NCBI's taxonomy places the organism in Eukaryota, Fungi, Ascomycota, Sordariomycetes, Glomerellales, Glomerellaceae. The record is from RefSeq and is a predicted model, not a curated record.